AUCACUAGAGACUCUCUGGUUACCAAUAACUUGGUUGGAGUUUUAAUAAAUUUUAAACACAUUCAGUCCUAUAGUUACAAUCAAUUGUCCCUGUGAUUCAAUUUAUGUGUGCAUGGUAUGAAUAAGCCAUUGUCGAGUUUUUUGUUGUGCCUCUUGCUGCAAAUUUUUUGAAUAUCGCCCAAAUACUUUUAAAAGCUAUUUGAAUCAACAAAUUUGAAAAUGACAAUAAAAAAGAGACGUGAAGGAGGAGCUGAUCCUAAAUUUUUUGAAUCACCUGACAUAAUCAAUGGAUUUGAUUGUGUUCGUCAGUGGUUAGAUAAAUCAAUUUACAGUCCAUAUCUUCUGGCUGAUCCUACAAGUGCUAAAAAUUUGGUAACCCUUGUCUUGGGGUUGAUUCAAUUUCAGGAAGAUAAUCUCGGUCGGUCUGUCAGUAAACCGCCAAUGACUCGGCUUCCAAUGAAGUGUAUACUUGAUACUAAACCAGGUGGAGGAUUAUGCCAUAUUUUAGGAACGAUGUUCAAGUUUAAAUUUGAUCAAGGUUGGCGUAAAUUUGAUCUUCAAGCUACUUCAAAACCUAAAAUAGAUAAGAAUCUAGAAAUGCUAAGGCAAGUGGAAAAGGUUUUAUUCUCAGCACAGCAAAUUUCAACACCAAUUGUAUAUAUUCGACCUGAUGUUGAUGAAAAGUUAUCUGAAACAUUAAAAGACAUUGUUCGUCGUCAUCGAGGUACCUGUGUUGAUUCUCCAUUAGAGGCAACUCAUAUUGUUCAUAAUUUAAUCUUACCCAAUAAGCAACCUGAUGAUUUGUGUCGACCUGUUGCAAAAAACCAAUCCGAUAAAAGCGCUUUAAUUCAUUGGCUUUAUACGCCUGAUAGUUAUGAUUCCUGGUUAAAUGAUGUUGAUCUCACCGUAGACCCUGACCCUCCUCAUUCAGGUAUUGGUCAACGCGAAGUGGAAGCUCGUUGGCUAUUGGACACUGAUGUUUAUAAUGAAUGGAUGAAUGAAGAUGAUUAUGAAGUUAUUAUUGUUGAUAAUAUUCCAACUCAUACUAAAAAGCGUUACACCCCAGCAGAAUUAAUUGUUCAAAUUUUACCUGAUGAAACCAAAGACAUUCGAUUUAGACUGACAAAGAGAAAACGUUCACCAUCACCUUCUUCAAUGGACAAAAAACGACGAUCAAGAUUGAGCUCUUUUCGAACUAGUUUUUCUGGAACCGAUGCAUUCAAAAGACUAAAUUACAAAGGUCUUGAUGAAGACUAUGAAGAUUUAACCAAAGAUUUAGCUGACCCUUUACCAGAACCCAAUAUUCAAGAAGUUCAUUUGCCAAAAUUUGUUCCUGGAACUCGAACUACUAAAGACAAUGAAUUAGCUCCUAUAAAAGGAGGAUACCUUACUGAAUUAGAUUCCAUCGACCACGAUGAUAAAUUGGGGAUGUCUGAUUUUGAUUUGAUGAGAAAUCAACACUAUGAUUCCGAAACUUUAACCAUAAAGAUUGGAGAUGAUGAUGAAAACGAUGUUAAUCAAGCAAGCUACAUUGUGAUUCCAAGUUACUCUUCUUGGUUUGAUUAUAAAUCGAUUCAUCCCAUCGAAAAAAGAGCUUUAACUGAGUUUUUUAACAAUUCAAACAAAUCAAAAACACCCGAAGUAUAUUUAGCGUAUAGAAACUUCAUGAUUGACUCUUAUCGCAUUAAUCCAACCGAAUACUUAACCGUAACUGCUUGUCGCAGGAGCCUAGUUGGCGAUGUUUGUGCCAUUCACAGAGUGCACUCCUUUUUAGAAUUAUGGGGGCUGAUCAACUUUCAUGUUGAUCCUGAAGACCGACCGAAUACAAUGGGGCCACCAACAACAAGUCAUUUUAAUAUUUUUGUUGAUACUCCUGAAGGACUUAUGCCGAUUGCCCAUCCUCGAUCCGUUUCAAGUGUUUCAGCUCCACAGCAAGUUUUAUCAUUAGACAAAGAAGUUAGAAGUGAAACUGAUAAAAAAGCCAAAACUCUCCUGGGUGACAGUUUUGGUCUCCGAAUGGAUCAGUAUGAACAAAGGAAUGCAGCUUAUCGUCAUAAAGGAGCUGCAACAAUAACUAGAGAAUGGGACGAACAAGAAAUACUUCUUCUUCUCGAAGCCAUUGAGAUGUACAAAGAUGAUUGGAAUAAAGUUUGUGAGCAUGUUGGAAGUCGAACUCAAGAUGAAUGUAUUUUACAAUUUUUAAGACUUCCUAUUGAAGACCCCUAUUUAGAAGAUAUCGGACAACCUUUACCUGCCAACUAUCAAUCAAUUCCAUUUUCAAAAUCUGGUAAUCCUAUCAUGUCUACAAUUGCAUUCUUAGCAAGUGUUGUUGAUCCACGAAUUGCUGCAUCUGCAGCUAAAGCUGCAAUUAAUGAAUUUGCCAGAUUAAAAGAUGAAGCAUCUCCACAGAAGCUCAAUGAUGCCUCUAGUUCAUUUUCUUCUACCGGUGAUAACAAUUUUAUAAAAGAUCCAGAUAUAAGCACUUGUUCUGGCGAUGGAGUAAGAAACUCUAUUUCCGUUAGACCAUCAUCCUCAUCCUCAUCAUCCUGUAUAAAUUUUGAAACUUUCGGUGACAUCAAAGAAACUCUUUUAACACCAAAAUUAGAAUUUGAUUCUAGUGCAAAAACAGAGAAUGAUUUUGAAUCUGUCCCUAAAACUGGAAUCAAAGAAGAGAUUCAUCAUAAUGGAGACCCAAGAUCUGAUAUAAAAGACGAAGCAUUCCCUAAUCAGACAAACAAAGAUGGGGUUAUUGAAAGUGAACAUAUUAAAGAUAAAAGUUUGAAAGAUUCUCAGAUUAGCAAUGCUGCAUCGUCAGCAUUGGGUGCAGCUGCCAUUAAAGCUAAACAUUUGGCGGCUAUUGAAGAAAGAAAAAUCAAAGCUUUUGUUGCCAUGUUAGUAGAUACACAAUUAAAAAAAUUACAACUUAAAUUGAAAAAUUUCGAAGAAAUGGAAGCCAUGCUAGACAAAGAGAAAGAAACAUUGGAACAGCAGAAGCAAACUUUAAUACAGGAGCGACAACAAUUUCACAUGGAACAGUUAAAAGCUGCUGAAUCCCGUGCUCGAUUAAAAGCACAAACUAAUGUUUUAGAACCUACUAUAGAUAAUAUAAGUUUCCAGCCAAUUCCUCAAAAAUAAGUCAUAAAGUCAUCGUACAACCAACAGAUCAUAUAAAGACAACAAUUAAUUGAUUUAAAGAAAAAAGAAUAUACUUUCUCUUGGUGUCUGAUCUUAAAUAUCUCAUUCCUUCUCUUUUAAUUUAUUCAAAUGAAUGUAAACCUCAUUAACAAACAUGCAUGCUUUUCUAUACAUAAAUCCGUUGUCAACCCAUUGCAUAAAUUAAUCUUUCCUCUCAUAUUUCAUCUGAUCAGCUCUGAUUUUUCAUCAAAUAAAAUCCUAAAUGUUGAUCUCAA
Messenger RNA from Tetranychus urticae (two-spotted spider mite), 3410 nucleotides. Its product is annotated as SWI/SNF complex subunit SMARCC2. Gene Ontology annotation, cellular component: synapse. Lineage: Eukaryota; Metazoa; Arthropoda; Arachnida; Trombidiformes; Tetranychidae. Gene Ontology annotation, molecular function: protein binding. Gene Ontology annotation, biological process: cell projection morphogenesis. The record is from RefSeq and is a predicted model, not a curated record.